AUGCAGAUUGUUUUGUUUGUCCUAAUUCUACUGGACACCUCUCUCUCCAUGCCACUUGGAACAAUACGCCUUCUCCACAACAAAAACAGUGGCAUCACCUACAAAAACAAGCAAUGCUGCGAGUACGGCCGUCUCAACCAGAAUAUCGAGUCACACAACCAGAAGUACCACGAAAGCAGCUCACUCUCCGAUUUCACGAUGUCACUGACCAAAAAUGCCAUUGAAAUGGCUGUUCCUGGCCAGGUGGCUGCCCUCUACCCCGAUACCAUCGAUCUCUGUUCCAUGCACUACAAUCAGCUACGCAUAUUCAGUCACAUUCAGAGACAGAACGUGACUGGCCUAUUCUACUACCAAAACAGCCUCUAUGACAACUUCUCUAGGGGAGGAUGGCUUGGAUUCUACUACACAAUCAGCGUAAACCAGGUUAAAGAUAGAAAUAAUCCAUCAGAGGUAGAGAAGCAGUUAUUCUGCUACAAAAUAGUGACUGAUAGUGGUGAGUACGUACUCACUACUGCAAAUAGAACACUCUUCUUCAUCGAAUUGGAUGGAGUUCGACUGACUAAGAUCCACCUCAAUAUUGAUCAUAAAGUAGGUAGCAUCAAAAUGGAGGAGACCAAACUGGGGGAGUUGAAGUUGUUGGACCAAAAGAGGCUGAUAGAAGGGUUGAAGCAGAGGAAGAGUGGGAACUACUGUAAGAUUGACAUGGUUGAACUGGUGAAUCCACCUGAUCAGCCUACGCCAACCAAACCAGUUGAUGAUUCUGCUGGUAGCCGUACUGCACCUAGGAAUACGACUAAGAAUAAGACAAUCAAGGUCAUUCGUAGUAACACGUUCAUCUGGUUGCUGCUUGGGGCGACUGCACUGUUAUUUCUGGUGUUUCUGAUACUGGCACUUGGGUGUAAAAGAAGAAGGGUGUCGUACAGAAGAGAGGCAGAUGCAGAGAUAGAGUGA
Molecule: messenger RNA, 951 nt
Organism: Enterospora canceri
Lineage: Eukaryota; Fungi; Microsporidia; Enterocytozoonidae
Source: the annotation of a GenBank genome assembly